GCCUAGCAGUGCCUGUGAAGCGUUACGUUCGCACUAAAAUAAAUAUAUCUCAAAGAUGGCUCCUCGGGAGAAAAUCGAAUUCGUGAUAGUUCGCCUAGCCUAUGUGCCGUACAUUCAUCCGCUGUAUCCACGCAUCAGCUACCAGAUCAGAAAACAUCCUCCCACAGGAUCGAUCAUCCAAGUUCGCGAUUGGUUCGAGCAUGUUAUGAUGAGGGAGCGUUCCAAACUUCCUCCAGAUGUCAACAUACGCUACGCUGAGUGGCGUAUCAUCACCGGGGACGUGGAACUCUUCCAAGUGCAGGGAUGUCGCUUCGACAAGAUCAUGCUGGUGCUGGGAGAGGAAAAUAUAUCGUGGGUUUUCUAUCAGAACAUGCCGCUACAUCGCCGUAUCGAGGGCAGCGCCUGCUUCCCCGUCAGCUACUGCGGCUGCUGCCUGAAUAACCAGUACCUGGACAUUAUGGCCAAGAUCAAGCAAACUGUGUCGAGAAAGAAAAUACGAUGAAAUAAAUACAUUCGAGUACUAA
Drosophila rhopaloa is the source of this 524-nucleotide messenger RNA. RefSeq lists its product as uncharacterized. Lineage: Eukaryota; Metazoa; Arthropoda; Insecta; Diptera; Drosophilidae. The record is from RefSeq and is a predicted model, not a curated record. Bases 56 to 502 code for a protein of 148 amino acids. The transcript has 2 exons.